AUGGAAACAGCGUUCGAAGAAGGAAAACGAUUAGCACGACAGUACAGAGGCAGUCAUAAAGCCUUGACUGUAAAAACAAUGUUAGAUCAAUUAAUUAUUCAACCAAGACCACCAUCACCUCCACCAUGCUCGUUAGGAAAUGUCUUAACUGCUGAAGACAUGUCGGACACACUAACUCGAAUCGCUUCUGUUCAUUAUGAACGUCGUGAAUUUGACUUGGCUUUAGCCUACCAUACUUCUGCACUUCAACUAUGUGAAUCAGUUAAUCCAUUAAAUUUGGCUUCGAUUGCCACUAAUCUAGUCGGUAUUGCCAACGCUCAUCGAGCUAAAAACGAACUUUCAGAAGCACUUGAUUAUGCCAAACGAGCAUUGACUAUACGUGAAUCGAUUGAACCUAUUGACGAAGCUAGUGUUGGCAAAAGUUUAGGGACACUUGCCAAUAUUUAUCUUGAAUUGGGUGACAAUACUGAGGCAUUACAAGCCGGAAUGCGUGCAUUUGAUAUUUUUCAGCGUAUUCUUCCAAGUAACUCACCUGAAUCAGCUGGUUUACUCAAUAAUUUGGGUGCAAUUAAGCUAAGGCAAGGUGAUAUAGCUGAAGCUCAACAAUAUUUUGAACAAUCGAUUCGUAUUUAUCGGCAAAUACUUCCUGAAUCACAUCCAUAUAUCGCUAAAUUGAAGAACAACAUUGAAUUUGUCAGUCGAAUGCAGCAAACAGAGCUCGAAAACUAA
Messenger RNA from Rotaria sordida, 729 nucleotides. The record is from the annotation of a GenBank genome assembly. Lineage: Eukaryota; Metazoa; Rotifera; Eurotatoria; Philodinida; Philodinidae.